AUGAAGAUGGGAAAGUGGAGAAUAGCCAUGGUGUAUGGUGGUAGAGAACUGGCUUAUAGAAGAAUUUUAUGGGAUAAUCUGGAGGAGUUUUGCUCUAACAGUAAUCCUGUAAUUGUUGGGGGUGAUUUUAAUUAUAUUUUGGCUAAUGAAGAUAAAAGAGGAGGAAGACCAUUUCGGUUCUCUCAAGGAGCUAGAGAAAUGAGCUCAUUCUUAGCAAGAUGUGACCUUCAUGAAGCAAAUAUUGUUGGACCAAUAUUCACUUGGUGCAAUAAUAAGAAUGGUAAUGCUAGAAUUCUUGAGAGGUUCGAUAGAUGCUAUGUGAAUCCGAUUGUUUUGCACUUCAAUCGGAUAUUGGUGAGACAUUUGACAAGGGUUGCUUCAGACCAUUGUCCUAUCAUAUUGAAUUUUUUGGAUGCUAAUUUUGCAGCUUACAAAAUAAUAAGAUUUGAGAAAGUUUGGGCUUCUUAUCCGGAUUCUAUUGGAAUUGUUAAAGCAACUUGGUCUAAAAAGAUUAAUGGAGAUUAUGCUCAUGUGUUGAAUCUUAAAUUUUGA
Dendrobium catenatum is the source of this 552-nucleotide messenger RNA. RefSeq lists its product as uncharacterized. The record is from RefSeq and is a predicted model, not a curated record. The transcript has a single exon. The coding region runs from base 1 to 552 and encodes 183 amino acids. Lineage: Eukaryota; Viridiplantae; Streptophyta; Magnoliopsida; Asparagales; Orchidaceae. Gene Ontology annotation, molecular function: catalytic activity.